CCCGCGGGACGAUCCGGCGCAGAUGCCUCGAUGACAAAUCGUACAACUGUUGAUUCAAGUCUCGGAUUGCGUGUCCUGUCGCGUUCCCCUUCAAGUGUUUUAUUGUGCUUGUUCUCGUCGGUUGACUGUCUCGGAAGUCGACAUCCCCUGCUUCGUCUCUCACCAUGACCGCCGACUUCAACGGGCCCUCCGGCGCAAUGCCAGCGACUCCUGGCUCCAGCGCCGGGCUUCCCCCGGGAAUGGUCAUGGGGAAAGAUGGCAAGCCUUGCCGCACCUGCUCCUCCGGCUCCGCCUUCAAGGCCUUCGCCAAGUCCUCCAUAGGGAGUAAAUCCUCCUCCAGCAACACCACAACAGCAGCCGCCGCCGGCGCAGCAGCCGUCACAACCGGAGCCGCCGCCACCUUCUCCAUCCCGCGCGACUGCCCGCCCGAUGUCGAGGCCCUCGGCCGCUCGACCUGGACACUCCUCCACUCGAUCGCCGCGACUUAUCCCACACAGCCGUCGGUGCGGGAACAGUCGGACCUGAAGUCGUUCAUGUCCAUAUUCUCGCGUCUUUACCCCUGCUGGGUCUGUGCGGAGGACUUCCAGAGUUAUAUAGCCAAGGAACAGAUACGGGUCGAUAGUCGGAACGAGUUCGGGACGUGGCUGUGCGAGGCGCACAAUGCGGUAAAUGUCAAGCUGGGCAAGGAGAAGUUCGACUGCAGCAAGUGGGAAGAGAGGUGGAGAACGGGGUGGAAGGAUGGGAGAUGUGACUGAAGCACUUGGGAGAGAAGAAAGAACAAGAGCGUCAUCGCCAACGCAUGCCUGUCAAGACAGAGAUGAGGUAAAGCGGAUGGCAUGACUAUGCGUAUAAUGACACGGUGCAUGGUGGCUCAGACAGACAGGCAACAUUGCAUCCAAUGGCGUUCAGGGAGACUUAAUAGUGUAUCACCACUCAUAGAUUUUUUGGAGAGAUUUGUAUACCACAGUACAACAGCAAAG
Molecule: messenger RNA, 980 nt
Organism: Truncatella angustata
Lineage: Eukaryota; Fungi; Ascomycota; Sordariomycetes; Amphisphaeriales; Sporocadaceae
Product: ERV/ALR sulfhydryl oxidase domain-containing protein
Exons: 2
Coding region: 165-755 (196 amino acids)
Cellular component (GO): mitochondrion
Molecular function (GO): flavin adenine dinucleotide binding; flavin-dependent sulfhydryl oxidase activity
Source: RefSeq, a predicted model, not a curated record